Molecule: messenger RNA, 1072 nt
Organism: Populus nigra (black poplar)
Lineage: Eukaryota; Viridiplantae; Streptophyta; Magnoliopsida; Malpighiales; Salicaceae
Product: ubiquitin-conjugating enzyme E2 27-like
Exons: 5
Coding region: 233-817 (194 amino acids)
Biological process (GO): protein polyubiquitination; proteasome-mediated ubiquitin-dependent protein catabolic process
Cellular component (GO): nucleus
Molecular function (GO): ubiquitin conjugating enzyme activity; protein binding
Source: RefSeq, a predicted model, not a curated record
GCCUUGAUAAUAAAAUCCAAAGUCCUGAGCAGAAAACACUGGCACAUUUCUUCGCUGCCUUUUCUCUUUCCUUGCUCUCUCCGGUCUACUCUCAUUAAAGCGGCUUAGGAGGCAUUGAAGGCAUCAUCACCCAUCAAUUUCAGGGAGAGAAAGAGAGGGGAAGGAAGCGACACUCCUUUUCUUUAUCCAUCCUUCUCUUCUCUUAUUAGGGUUUUGUUGUGUUUGAAAAACGAUGAUCGACUUUGCUCGUGUUCAGAAGGAGCUUCAAGAAUGCAGCAGAGACAUGGAAGCUUCUGGCAUUAAAGUGGCACCUAAAUCUGACAAUCUUGGUCGAUUAACCGGCACUAUUCCUGGUCCAAUUGGCACUCCUUAUGAAGGUGGCACUUUUCAAAUUGAUAUCACUCUCCCAGAUGGAUACCCCUUUGAGCCUCCCAAAAUGCAGUUUGCAACAAAAGUCUGGCACCCUAACAUUAGCAGUCAAAGUGGGGCAAUCUGCCUGGACAUUUUGAAGGACCAGUGGAGCCCCGCACUCACUCUAAAGACAGCACUUCUUUCUGUCCAAGCAUUACUCUCUGCUCCUGAACCUGAUGACCCUCAAGAUGCUGUUGUAGCGCAACAGUAUCUUAGAGACUACCAGACCUUUGUUGGCACAGCUCGCUACUGGACGGAAACUUUUGCCAAGACCUCAUCGCUUGGGGUCGAGGAAAAGGUACAAAAACUCGUGGAGAUGGGUUUCCCUGAAGCUUUGGCGAGAGGUGCGCUAGAAUCUGUUGGUGGUGACGAGAACUUGGCUCUUGAAAAGCUUUGUUCUGGUUAAAGAGGUGAUAAAACUGCCAGUGAUGAAUAGUUAUAUCCACAAAUAGUUUUUACUUAACUAAUCCUUUUCUUUGGUGAGGGAUGGGAGAUUUGUUUAAUCCAUUUUGCCUACCUUCUUGGAUAUCUCUUCUGCUGAUAAGGAAUCCGCCUUUAACUUUCAUCGUAUGGACGGAGUUGCUAAAAACAACUGUAUUAAUUACUCCUGGUUGGUGCACUUUCACAUUGGAAAAUAUUUACCUAAAGCCUUUUUCUCUCA